Cyprinus carpio (common carp) is the source of this 2756-nucleotide messenger RNA. Its product is annotated as sodium/hydrogen exchanger 6-like. NCBI's taxonomy places the organism in Eukaryota, Metazoa, Chordata, Actinopteri, Cypriniformes, Cyprinidae. Gene Ontology annotation, molecular function: sodium:proton antiporter activity. The record is from RefSeq and is a predicted model, not a curated record. Gene Ontology annotation, biological process: sodium ion transport; regulation of pH; proton transmembrane transport. Gene Ontology annotation, cellular component: membrane; recycling endosome.
UCCGGUCAAGCGGGGGGUAUUCUGUCAAGUCUGUUGCCGCUGUCUUCACACCGUUAUGUGAAGGUAAAGAGAUCCCCGUGAUUCCUAUCAACAUCACUACAGCGCUGAACUGAACGGCGGAUCCGGCUCUCGCAAACACAGCCAUGACAAGAUGUCAAAGGAGACGCACCUCCGUCUCCGGGGCUUUUAUGCUUCCCCGUUUACUGUGCCUGCUGUGUUUUGCUGUCAUUAGUCUGGCGGAGGAGAACACGGAGAUGGUAAACGUGGUGACGGAGAGGAAAGCGGAGGAAAGCCACAGGCAGGACAGCGCCAAUCUGCUCAUAUUCAUCAUUUUACUCACACUCACUAUCCUCACGAUAUGGCUCUUCAAACACCGCCGUUUCAGGUUCCUGCACGAGACGGGUUUGGCUAUGAUUUAUGGUUUGUUUGUGGGUAUAAUUCUGCGCUUUGGGGUCCAUUUGCCUCAGGACUUAAAUGACAUCACCUUGACUUGUGCCAUGAACAGCAGUCCCACAACCAUACUGGUGAACGUGAGCGGCCGUUUCUACGAGUACAGCCUGAAAGGAGAGGUCCGGGACAGCAAGGGCCAUGAUGUGCCAAAUGCAGAGAUGCUCAGGAAGGUUACUUUUGAUCCUGAGGUUUUCUUCAACAUUUUGCUGCCACCCAUCAUCUUUCAUGCGGGAUACAGUCUCAAACGAAGGCAUUUUUUCAGAAAUUUGGGGUCUAUCCUCUCCUAUGCCUUUGUGGGCACAGUGACAUCAUGCUUUGUUACAGGGUUGGUGAUGUACGGCUGUGUGGUGUUUCUGAAAGUCAUCGGUCAGCUUGGAGGGGAUUUCUUUUUCACUGACUGCCUUUUCUUCGGCGCUAUUGUAUCUGCUACAGAUCCAGUGACUGUUCUGGCCAUUUUCAACGAGCUGAAAGUGGACGUGGAUCUCUACGCGCUAUUGUUCGGUGAGAGUGUCCUCAAUGAUGCUGUGGCCAUCGUCCUGUCAUCAUCAAUCGUGGCAUACCAGCCUGAGGGAGACAAUCGUCACACAUUUGAUGGCAGUGCCCUGCUCAAGUCACUGGGUGUCUUUCUGGGAGUUUUCAGUGGGUCUUUUGCAAUGGGGGCUGCAACUGGAGUCAUGACAGCUCUGGUCACAAAGUUCACUAAGCUGAGAGAUUUCCCCUUGCUGGAAACAGCCCUUUUCUUCCUCAUGUCCUGGAGUACGUUCCUGUUGGCUGAGGCUUGUGGCUUCACAGGUGUGGUUGCAGUGCUCUUCUGUGGCAUUACUCAGGCUCACUAUACAUACAACAACCUUUCUGCUGAAUCAAAGAGUAGAUCCAAACAGUUGUUUGAGCUUCUCGAUUUCCUGGCUGAAAACUUCAUCUUCUCUUAUAUGGGCUUGACACUUUUCUCCUUCCAGCACCAUGUGUUCAAUCCCCUCUUCGUCAUAGGUGCAUUUCUGGCCAUAUUUCUUGGCAGGGCGGCUAACAUCUACCCCUUGUCUUUCCUGUUAAACUUGGGCCGCAAGAAUAAAAUCGCCUCCAAUUUCCAGCACGUCAUGAUGUUUUCAGGGCUUCGAGGGGCAAUGACUUUUGCCCUUUCAAUUAGAGACACUGCAACGUACGCCAGGCAGAUGAUGUUUUCCACCACCCUGCUGAUCGUGUUCUUCACUGUGUGGGUCUGUGGUGGUGGGACGACCCCCAUGUUGUCACUCAUGCAUAUUCGAGUGGGAGUGGACACAGAUCAAGAUAAUUCGGUCACAGCACCGGAUGGGAUGACACAAAAAAGUACCAAGCAUGAGAGCGCCUGGCCGUUCAGACUGUGGUACACUUUCGACCACAAUUAUUUAAAACCCUUCCUCACUCACAGUGGGCCUCCUCUCACUUCCACUCUGCCGGCUUGCUGUGGUCCAAUAGCACGCUGUCUCACCAGCUCGCAAGCCUAUGAGAAUGCCGGUCAGUUGCAUGAUGAGGACACAGAGCUGAUUCUGAAUGAUGACAGCAGUUUGAUGUACAGUGACAUGACGGUCAGCACAGAUGCCCAUGGCAUGCCCACCCCCUCCACCAGCCAGGCUGGGCUUUACUCACUAGCAAGAACCUCAGACGAUCCUCUGGACAGGGAGCUUGUGUUCGGAGGCACCCGUCUGGUUCUCCCCACAGAUGAUCCUUCAGACCCCCUGACGUCAUUCCCUCCUCCUCCACCAUCCCCGCCCCUGUCGGACCCUCUGCGCCACCGAGUCUGAGCCUGCCAGACAGCUGCUGACCUCUUGCCUUCUAUGUGAUGCUUUCUUUCGCAGAUAUUAAGUUAAAUGAUUAUGCGUUAACUGGUUUAUUAUAUUGUGCCAUAUAUAUUUAUUUGUCAAGACACUGGUGUACAAUGGUUGUGGUUGCUAAUCCUUCUGUUCCCAAUUUCUCCCAAAAAAUCCUUAUUUGUCAAAUGUGUCAUAAAAGAUUCUAAAUACAUAGUGUACAGUGUUUAGAUCAGACUGAAGGUCUGCAUCUAUGGUGAAUGCACUGAUGUGUCUGGAUUGGUCAUUUCAAAGUCAUACAUAACUUGUGGCUCGGUGUGGAUACAUUUUUAUUAAUAAGUGCCUAUGUCCGGUAAUCUGGUGUUUGUACUGUGCUGUCUGACUCAUCACUAACUCAUUAACAUUUACUUAUGACAAAGAGGUUUAAUAAUACAUAGGAAAAGUGACUUAUUUGAAAGAGUUUUGUUACUGUUCCACACCCAUUGAUCCUCUAAUAAAUGAGAUUUGAUGUAUACUUUUUAA